UACACUGGAUAUCUUAAACGGGAUCGAGACCGAACACCGCCCCCGACACCAGCCACACUGAUCAUGUUUCCAAACAGCCAAUAUUUUUUUGAAUUCGCUUCGCCGUUUAUAAACCCGCUCUUCGAUUUAGGCUUUUAGCCAGUAAUUUUUGAACAGCGAGUCGCUCUGCAUUCUUCGUUUCCCUUCCAUUUUCUUCUUACUCUCUAGUGUCGCUCAUCCUCUGCGUUCGUAUAUUUGGGGAUUUUUUAUACGAAGGGUAGCAAAAAGAAACAAUGGCAAGCCAUGGCACUCGGGGGCAGCUAAUCAUUCCGAAUGAAAAUCUGGACUUUCACCACAAAAAGGACGUUUUAGAUGGAAAAAUGAAGAAUACAAAAACAGCUAAAAAGAAAGGAGGAUUAGGGCAUGGAAGUCGUAAAGCUCUCAAUGACAUAACAAACAAAUCGUCCCUUCGUCAUGAAGCAUCCUCGAAGAAAAUUAAUAUAGCAAAAGAGGAACUUAAUAUAGCCGAAGAAAUGUUUUUGCAUGAUCACAGAAAGUGCAUCAAGGCACAAAAAAGUGCACUGAAUACAUUUUACCUGGACUUGGUUCUUCCAGGACAAGAUUCUGUAUGUAACGCUGAAUGCCAAGAGUUUAAACAAGAAAAGACUGAUCUUGAUAGUCAGCGCUGCUACUCUGAGCCAGUAGAGUUACCCAUAUCCGAAUUUUCUGAUCGGUUAGCAUCUUCAACAGAUUUGACUUCUCCUCCAAGUUCUCCAAUCCAAUGGGACUCUCCACCACCCUCCCCUGUUGCAUGGAAUUCCGAGGUGGUUGAAUUCACUCUGAAGCCAGAAAUUGAUGUUUGAAUGUUAUUUCUAUUUCAAUCAAAUAGUUGUACUCAAUCUCACAUUACAUGCUACUGAUUCCACCGGUUUUUCAUGUGCUUUAUAUUACUGAAUUGUUCAAGAGAA
Messenger RNA from Carya illinoinensis, 947 nucleotides. Its product is annotated as protein PATRONUS 2-like. Gene Ontology annotation, biological process: regulation of mitotic cell cycle. Lineage: Eukaryota; Viridiplantae; Streptophyta; Magnoliopsida; Fagales; Juglandaceae. The record is from RefSeq and is a predicted model, not a curated record. The transcript is spliced from 5 exons. The coding region runs from base 273 to 842 and encodes 189 amino acids.